Molecule: messenger RNA, 3287 nt
Organism: Doryrhamphus excisus (bluestripe pipefish)
Lineage: Eukaryota; Metazoa; Chordata; Actinopteri; Syngnathiformes; Syngnathidae
Product: protein-serine O-palmitoleoyltransferase porcupine-like
Biological process (GO): lipid modification; Wnt protein secretion; protein palmitoylation
Cellular component (GO): endoplasmic reticulum; membrane
Molecular function (GO): palmitoleoyltransferase activity; Wnt-protein binding
Source: RefSeq, a predicted model, not a curated record
UUUUUCUCUCUCGGUGAAGCACAAGCUAGCAAAGGCAGAAAUUAACGUUGAAAAGCUUAAAAACAAGCUGUGUUUGUUCUAACAUGUUUGAGGAUUGGGAAGCCUUUGUCUUUAUGCCACAUUCAGAUGAGAGUCUUGACAGCCGAUCUUGCACGCUGUACAUAUUCGAUUGGUGGGAAAGAAGCCAGGAACGCCAUGCCUGAGCUGUGAUUGGUCAGAAACGCUGUCACUCGAAGCUAAACUCAGCACUGAUUGACUGGUACAUCUGAGAAUGUUAGCUGAUUGGCUGCUAGUCGUGCGCGUGGCUGAGACGACGGCUGGUGCUGAUGCUGUGUGACAAUGGGAGUCUUCGAGUUAAGCAUCAUCUGUACCCGUUGAAUACCAAAAGCACACUCGCCGAAGUCAACGGCAGCUUUUGGGAGUGACAGGAAAGAGUCGACAGCCGCCGUUCCACGAAGGAUUGGCAGUGAUGGGAGCGUUCAGCCGCCAGAAGUUUUUCCAGGAGCUGGCUCAUGGCUGCCUGUUGCCAACGGCCCAGCAGGGCCUGGAGCAGGUGUGGCAGCUGCUGCUCAUCUGCCUGCUGUGUCGCCUUCUCUGGAUGUUAGGCCUUCCGUUUAUUGUGAAACACCUAGCCACGAUGGUGGGAGGUUUCUACGUCCUUUACCUGUUUUUUGAGCUGCACAUGAUCUGGGUGGUCCUCCUCAGCCUCCUCUGCUACCUCUUCCUCUUCCUGUGUCGCCACUCGACUAUGCGAGGCACAUUUCUUUCUAUCACUGUGCUAAUUUACUUGCUGCUGGGAGAACUGCACAUGAUGGACACCACAAACUGGCACAAGAUGAGAGGUUCACAGAUGGUGGUGGCCAUGAAAGCCAUCUCUCUGGCCUUCGAUCUGGACAGAGGUGUUGUGGCCAAUGUACCCUCACCUAUUGAAUUCAUGGGUUACAUUUACUUUGUCGGAACAGUCAUCUUCGGCCCGUGGAUCAGCUUCAAUAGCUACAAAGAGGCUUUGGAUGGGCAUAGGAUUAGCUUUUCGUGGUUAUUCAAGGUGUCUUUUAGCUGGGUCAAAAGCCAGAUCUGCCUGGUUCUUUCCAAUUGUGUGGCGCCCUACCUCUUCCCCUAUUUUAUUCCUGUCUACGGAGAAAAGCUAUUGAGAAGCAAGAAGAGGAGGAAAAUCAGGGAUACUCUGGCAAAGUGGUUACUGGCUUAUGAAAACACAGUGUCUUUCCACUUCAGCAACUAUUUUGUUGCGUACUUGAGCGAGACCACAGCCACACUGGCUGGGGCGGGUUUCACUGAAGAGAAAGAAAACCUCAAAUGGGAUCUCACAGUGUCAAAGCCGCUGAAUAUUGCGUUUCCACGCUCGGUGGUAGAGGUGGCCACAUCAUGGAAUCUACCAAUGUCACGCUUUCUGCACACCUAUGUAUUUCAGAGUGCUUUCAAAUUUGGGACUUUCUCUGCUAUCAUGGUGACAUAUGCAGCCAGCGCCCUUCUGCAUGGUCUGAGCUUUCAUCUCGGGGCUGUGCUGAUGUCUCUGGGCUUUAUCACCUACAUUGAGCACGUGCUGCGGAAGAGACUAGCAGCCAUUUUUAACGCCUGUAUCCUGUCCAAGAAAUGUCAGCCCCACUGCAGCCACCAGAACAAAAAGACACUAUGGGUGUACAUGAUCAACAUAGUAUUCAGUGCUCUGGCAAUACUCCAUCUGACAUACCUGGGUUCGGUGUUCAAUUCCAGUGUGGACUACAUGGAAGAGGAUGAGGACGACGUGACUCACCAUACCAUUCAGAAGUGGUCAGAUCUGAGCUGGACGAGCCAUUGGGUCACAUUUGGAUGCUGGAUAUUGUACCGUCUCAUUCUUUAAAAAUGAGAAAGCGCAAAAGAAGCAAUAAUGUGAAUUCUCGCCUCUGUGACUAUAAAUGCAUCAGACUGAGGGAAAAGUCAAUAUGCAGGUUAGUGUCAUCCUGACCUGCAAGGGACUCCUUUUGAUAUCAACGCCACUCCCCCCCACUUUUUCAGUGUGAGCCACUCACUGCAGUCGUCAAGCUCUGGUGUUGUGACAGCAGUUUCAGAUGUCUCACUGCGAGUCACAAUCAAUACCUAUCAGCAUGGUGGAAAUCAGCUCCUCUUUCUUGGGAUUGAGCCUUUAUCUUGUCAUGUCCCCUUUCCUACGUGCAUUCCCUUCACCUCAUAUGUUUAGUCAUAUUCUAUUUGUAAUGUUUACAGUAAGUAAGGAUUCUAUUGAAAUUGCACAGUGUUCUUAGGUUCAAUGCUCGGGUGUUUUCAGCACCACUCUCUCCAAAUUGACAGUUUGGUCAAGUAUUAAAUUCAUUCAUUCAUUUUCUAACGCUUAUCCUCACAAUGGAGCCUAUCCCAGCUGUCUUCGGGCAUUUGGCAAACACCCUGGACUGGUCGCCAGCCAAUCACAGGCCACAUAUAGACAAACAACCAUUCACACUCACAUUCAUACCUAUGGACAAUUUUGAGUGGCCAAUUAACAUAGCAUGUUUUUGGAAUGUGGGAGGAAACCGGAGUACCCGGAGAAAACCCACGCAUGCACGGGGAGAACAUGCAAACUCGGCACAGAGAUGCCCGAGGGUGGAAUUGAACUCCGGUCUCCUAUCUAUGUGACCUGCGUGCUAACCACUAGUCCACCUAUUGAAUGAUAAAUUAUUUUCAUACUAUAUUAGUUAAGCUAACAUGAAUUAUGAGUAUUAAACCAGUUAGCAGUUCAUUUGAUGGUUGGUAUUAAAUUCACUGAUUCAUCUGCUGGAGUUAGAAGUUUUUAAUCUUUUUUUUUUUUUUCAGAUUUUUCGCUUUAGAAAGUCAAUCAGGAAAUGCAUUUAUUGUUGUGAAAUGUAAUGUUACAUUUUUCUAUGAAUUACAAAUACUCUUUAGUAUUGAAAAAAAAAGUUUUGAAUCAGGGUAUUGUGCAUUGUAGUGUAGACGAUAAUGUUUAAACCUUCUUGAUUCAUAGGUAGCUCAUUCCAUGCGUUCUUUACAACCUGUCAUGUUGUGAAUUUAUCCUGGCCACACACUGUAUGCAUAAUUACUCCGAAAUGACGAUACCUCUUUUGUUGGACUGGGUUUAACAUACUCUCGUGAAAAGAUUUUUAUCCUGACGAACGUACAAAGUGUUAGAUUAGAGCCUGAAUGUUCAGUCUCUGCACAACCAAAACCUAUUCAAGUAUUUUCAAUAUGAAUAUUUUUUCUGUAAAUGUGAAUUCACUGGCACACCUGUGGUCAUUGUUUUUAUAAAGUUUUACAUAAAACCUGAUUUGCGGUGUUGUUUU